CCUCCAUCCGAGGGGAGGGACUCCGCCCCUCCCCGCCCCCUCGCCCUCCGCCUCGGCGGAGGAGAGCCCCGCCCCACGCAGUCUAGCGUCAGGACCUGGGCCCUCCUCCCGCACCUCGUCUCGGACUUCGGCUCCAGGCUGCUGCGUAGCGGGAACCGGCCCUCUGCAGUCACGAGCCCCAGACCUCAGAUUGGCAGUUGGCGACAUGGACGACAGGAUUGAUAAUCUCUCCGUGGUGGUGCACGGACCCGGGGACCUGCGCUUGGAAAACUAUCCAAUUCAUGAACCAGGCCCAAAUGAGGUGCUGCUGAAAAUGCAUUCAGUUGGAAUCUGCGGCUCUGAUGUCCAUUACUGGAAACAUGGUCGAAUUGGAGACUUUGUGGUUAAAAAGCCAAUGGUGCUGGGACAUGAGGCCUCAGGAACUGUGGUGCAGGUGGGAGCGAUGGUAAAGAACCUUUAUCCAGGUGACAGGGUUGCUAUUGAGCCGGGUGUUCCCCGAGACAUCGAUGAAUUUUGUAAGAUUGGCAGGUACAAUCUGUCCCCCACCAUCUUUUUCUGUGCUACACCCCCGGAUGAUGGGAACCUCUGCAGGUUUUACAAUCACAACGCGGAUUUCUGCUACAAACUCCCUGACAAUGUCACCUUUGAGGAAGGGGCCCUUAUCGAGCCGCUCUCUGUGGGGAUCCAUGCCUGUCGGAGAGGUGGAGUCACUCUGGGAAGCGAGGUUCUUGUGUGUGGAGCUGGACCAAUUGGAAUGGUCAGUUUGCUGGUUGCUAAAGCAAUGGGUGCAUCUAAAGUGAUAGUGACUGAUGUGAACAGCUCUCGACUAGAAAGAGCCAAAGAAUGUGGGGCCACUUUCACCCUCCAGCUCGAUAAAGAGAGCCCCAAGGAAAUUGCCAGUAAAAUAGAAAAUCUCUUUGGAAACAAACCACAUAUCACCAUCGAGUGUACUGGAGUGGAAUCUUCUAUCCAGACCAGCAUCUAUGCCACUCGUCCUGGUGGGACUGUAGUGCUAGUAGGAUUGGGUAAGGAGAUAGUCUCUAUCCCCCUGGUCCAUGCAGCUGUGCGAGAAGUGGACAUCAGAGGAGUGUUUCGAUACUGUAAUACGUGGCCCAUGGCGAUCGCGAUGCUUGCAUCCAAGUUGGUGAAUGUCAAGCCCUUAGUCACCCACAGGUUUCCUCUGGAAAAGGCUCUGGAGGCCUUUGAAACAUCCAGUAGGGGAGAAGGGUUAAAAGUCAUGCUUAAAUGUGACCCUGACGACCAGAAUCCCUAAUACUGAUAGGAGUUUUUGCCCUCUGCCCUGACUCCUCUCCGCUUAGGGCCUCGCUGACCAGAGUGCUUUGGAGGAGAUGGACUUUUUUGUUGAAGUGAUUUAUUUUGAAUCAUUAAGAGUAAAUAAAAACUACACAUUUUAACAGGA
Antechinus flavipes (yellow-footed antechinus) is the source of this 1420-nucleotide messenger RNA. RefSeq names its product sorbitol dehydrogenase (gene SORD). Gene Ontology annotation, biological process: D-sorbitol catabolic process. Bases 206 to 1273 code for a protein of 355 amino acids. The transcript is spliced from 9 exons. The record is from RefSeq and is a predicted model, not a curated record. Gene Ontology annotation, molecular function: L-iditol 2-dehydrogenase (NAD+) activity; zinc ion binding. Lineage: Eukaryota; Metazoa; Chordata; Mammalia; Dasyuromorphia; Dasyuridae.